Molecule: messenger RNA, 2436 nt
Organism: Lonchura striata (white-rumped munia)
Lineage: Eukaryota; Metazoa; Chordata; Aves; Passeriformes; Estrildidae
Source: RefSeq, a predicted model, not a curated record
CUAACAGGGAAACACAGCAAAAUGAAGCACAGCCUGGCCAAGGCGCUCUACGACAACAAGGCCGAGUGCUCGGACGAGCUGGCGUUCCGCCGAGGGGACAUCGUGACGGUGCUGGAGCAGCACGUGCCGGGCAGCGAGGGCUGGUGGCGGUGCUCCCUGCACGGCCACCACGGCCUGGCCCCCGCCAACCGCCUGCAGCUCCUGCCGCCCUCCGCCCAGCCGCCAGCCGCACACGGCAUCUACCAGGUGCCCUCCGUGCCCUCCGUGCCCUCCGUGCCCUCCGUGCCCAAGGCCACGGCGCUGUCCAACACCUACGAGAAGAUGGAGGGCUGGGUCCAGCCCCAGGCGCUCCCUGCCCAGGCCGUGUACCAGGUGCCGGCCCUGGCGGCGCAGCUGCUCAGCGAGAGGACCAAGCGCUCCACGCACCAGCACCUGUUCACCCUCCCCAGAGCCUGCCGGGCCUCAGCCCCAAACAUCAGGGCUGAGGUGUACGAUGUCCCCUCCUCGCAGCACCGCGGGUCCCUGCUCCCACAGAGUGGUGCCACUCCCCCCAGCACACGGAAGGGCUCCGUGCUGGGCAGAUCCACUGAGAGCUUCCAGGCAGAGCAGAAGCAGCUUUACAACAUCCCAUCCAAGCCAGAAAAAGGAGGAGCUGGCAGCCAGGACUCACCAGCAGGCAAUUUAUAUGAUGUCCCUCCUAAAAGAGAAGGCGACGACUCAGAAAAUAAAUCUCAGAAGAAAUGCUGGGGCCAUUACAACACUUUGCCAAACCCUCGGAAGUCCGAAUGGAUUUACGAUAUUCCAGUAUCCCCUGAAAACUCUGGGUUCAAACCCAAGCCUGCUGGCCAGUCUGUGGAGAAGCAGGUGCUGUAUGACAUUCCUCCAGCCAGGUACAAGGUCCAAGGCCCAACCAGCGAAGCCAAGGCUGGAAAUCCACAGCUGUACGACAUUCCACCGCCCCAGCGGAAAUUACCGCUUCCAGAAAUUCCCCUUUAUGACGUUCCACCCUCACGGGACGUGCUCCUCCCGCCACAGAACGGCAGCUCUGAGCUGCCCCCGAGGCUCCUGGCUGCCAAGGCUGAGAAUCAGAUCUCUGAGGAGAAUGUUUAUGAUAUUCCCAAAGGUUUGCCCAGUGCUGGGCACUCCAAGAUGGAAAAGAACAGCGAUGGCUCCAGAGACCAAGCACACGGUGCUUCUCCACAGCUCUCUAUGGAUGCCAAGUCAGAAAAUGAGAGUUUGUGUGUCUCCAGUGUGGACAGCAGAAGCAGCACUCUCUCCUCAUCCUCCAGCUCUUCUGCUGAGUCGUCUUCAACGCUGUCACCAUCACCAGAGCUUGUCCAAGAAAUCAAACUGGAGCUGGAAGCAGCCAUUGAGGCCCUGACUCGGCUGCAGCACGGCGUGUCCAGCUCCGUCGCCAGUUUAAUGAUCUUUGUGAGCAGCAAGUGGAGACUGCAGGAGCACCUGGAGAAAAGCCUGGAGGAGAUCCACAGAGCAGUGGACCACAUAAAGGUGUCACUGGGAGAGUUCCUGGCCUUUGCUCAAGCCCUGAAGGGAAACGCCUCCAACCUCACGGAUAACAACCUGCAGGCCAGAAUUAAAAAACAGCUGGAAAUCCUCAUGAACUCCUACAAAAUAUUGACAGAAACCAGGGAAGCUCUCAACAGCUGCAGCUGGUCCCUGGAGGCUUUGGUGCUCAGGAAGCCCCAGAACAACCCUGACGACCUGGAUCGCUUCGUUAUGGUGGCCAGGACAAUUCCAGAUGAUAUCAAGAGGUUUGUGUCCAUCAUCAUCGCCAACGGGAAGCUGCUUUUCAGGAAGAACGAGAAGGAGCAAGAAAAGAAGCAACCAAAAGUGAACCUGGAAUGCAAAAUGGCAAAACAAAUCCCAGUGCCGAGAAGAGUAGAUAUUGAGAAAUCCAGAGAAAUCCAGAGAAAUGCGCCUGAGAAAUCCAGCCAAAGCCGGGUGCCUGUGGAGAAAGCAGAAGAAAAUUGCACUGAGGAUUGUGAUUAUGUCCAGUUACAGGUUUUGCCACGUGCAAAAAAGACUGAAAAUCCCAGCAGGCAGCAGCCUGCCAGGAAAUUCCCCCUGCCAGAGCACUGCAGGCUGUGCUUCGCCGCCCUGCACAAGGCCAUCGGCGUGUUCACCGCCAGCCUCAGCAGUCAGCAGCCCCCCGAAAUCUUCAUCUCCCACAGCAAGCUCAUCAUCAUGGUGGGGCAGAGGCUGGUGGAUUCCCUGUGCCAGGAGAGCCAGGACAGGGAGGCUCGGAGUGACGUCCUGCAGAGCAGCAGCCGCUUCUGCAGCCUCCUCAAGAACCUGGCGCUGGCCACCAAGAGCGCGGCGCUCCGGUUCCCCGACGCCGAGGCCAGCCGGGAGCUGCGGGAGCAGGCCGAGCAGCUGGCCCAGUACACCCAGCAGUUCCGGGCCACGAUGGACUGA